CAUUUUGUUCUGCCCUCAAAUUCCAAUUGCGUUCAUUUUCACUUGUAGAACAGAAGUUCACUUCCCGUAUUCUCGACAACUGAAAUUCGUGACUUGGUAAUGGCAGCAUUGCUUAGAGCGAGAGAUGGCAAGGCAAUAUUGGCUCCAUCAGUUCGCCUCCUUCGCCCGCCGUUGACGCCACUGGAUUGCGGUGGCGCGCAGCGUCGCGCCUCCACCAAAUCCGGCAAAUCUUCGCCGCGCCUUGUGGAGGUUCAGCGGCUCUUGUAUCAGGCGGAGGAGCGUUACAAGCCUUCUGGAGGCGUCGAGCCUAUCCCCAGAGUAACGCUCGACCAUGUUAAAAUAAGCUAUGCAAACAGGGGUGGGGGAGGGCAAGGCUUCAACAAAGCGGUAAACACAAAGGUGGACAUGCGGUUCAAUGUGAAAACUGCAGAAUGGUUGGAUGAAAAAGUGAGAGAAAGGAUCAUGCAAAUGGAGAAGCACCGGAUCAACAAAGAUGGGGAGAUUGUAAUUUCUUCAAAGAAGAGUAAAGCUCAAAAGAGCAACGCUGAAGAUGCCAUUGCAAAACUACAGGUAUUCAGUUACCAAAAGAAGAAAUUACAGGCAAUCAUUGAUGCUGCUUCAUAUGCCCCAGUACCUCCUUCAAAAGAGACGCUAAAAAAGAUUGCCGAGUUGUCCACUCUUGCCGAGCAAAAACGCGUAGAGAAGGAGAAAGCCCAAUUGCAAAAGAAACUGCUGUGAAGAGGAAACAGGAAAGCGCAGUUGGUUACUGAUCCUAAAACCUAAAGCUUAGUGAAAUAUGACAACAUAUUUCUUUCAUGAUAUUUCUGUUGCUUUUCUACUUAAGCUGGGUAAACAAUCAACCGUUGUCGCUA
Molecule: messenger RNA, 872 nt
Organism: Salvia hispanica
Lineage: Eukaryota; Viridiplantae; Streptophyta; Magnoliopsida; Lamiales; Lamiaceae
Source: RefSeq, a predicted model, not a curated record